Messenger RNA from Eurytemora carolleeae, 1206 nucleotides. RefSeq lists its product as uncharacterized. NCBI's taxonomy places the organism in Eukaryota, Metazoa, Arthropoda, Copepoda, Calanoida, Temoridae. The transcript has 17 exons. Gene Ontology annotation, molecular function: protein binding. The coding region runs from base 40 to 1032 and encodes 330 amino acids. Gene Ontology annotation, cellular component: SCF ubiquitin ligase complex. Gene Ontology annotation, biological process: SCF-dependent proteasomal ubiquitin-dependent protein catabolic process; positive regulation of protein ubiquitination. The record is from RefSeq and is a predicted model, not a curated record.
CAGCUGUGUUAUAUCUGAUCGAACACUGUACUAUUGAAAAUGGGAGCACCUUUGAAGAAUCCCUCCUGCAUAGCAGACCUUCCAGAUAAGGUUUUGCUGAGAGUUUUUUCAUUUUUGAGCCACAGGGAUAUGAUGAAAUACUCAAUAGUUUGUAAAAAAUGGAAGAUGAUUGCACAAGAUUCAAGACUUUGGGGGUUCGUUUCCCUUCGACCAGAAAUAUCAGGACUCUCUGUUCAAAAUCAAGAUAUGUUGAUAAAGUUGAUAUCUACCAGAUUCACCACAAAUCUACGCUACCUAGAGCUACCAUGUGAUCUAAUAACAAGAGAAGUUCUCCAAGAGCUGGCGAAUAAAUGUCCAAACCUGACCCAUCUUCUUCUAGAUUUUUCUCACGGCGCCCAGUUGGCAGAUUUCUCAGAGCUUAAUGCUUUCCCUACCAAGAUUAAGUAUCUUUGCCUUUGUUUAAGUGAGGUUAUUUUUUUGGAUAACUUUAUGAAAAAGAUUUACAACUUUAUAAACGGGACAGAGAUGUUACAUCUUUAUGGAACUUAUGAACAGGGAGAGGAGGAGGAGGGGGAGGUUUAUGAGGUUCUAAACAUCAGGACACUGAAGCAAGCUACUCCUAACCUUAGAGUUAUAAAUUUGUACGGAGUUAGCUUUGUGGAUGAUUCUCAUAUAGAAGCAUUCAGUUCUAAUUGUAUUCAGCUCAGUGUUUUGAUAGUCAACUACUGCAGCAAGGUCCAGGGAGCAAGCCUCAAGAUUCUAAUCCAGCGUUGCAAAUUUUUGAGAUGCUUGAUGCUUCAACAAACAAAUCUAUUGGCUGAGAAUGUUAUGGCUGUUGAGUGGGAUAAUGCCUCAAAUCUACGGGAACUUGAUAUAACUGCCACGGAUCUGUCGAAGGACUGUUUAGUCGACCUACUUACCAGGGUCCCCCAGCUGGAAUGGUUAUCUGCUGGUCAGCUCGACGGUAUGAGUGAUUAUGUCCUGACCAAGUGGAUGGAAUCAGGUGAAUUAUUUUUAAAACAAAUAAUGUAGAAGUUAUGAGCCUUUCGAAAACAAAAUUGGAUAAUUUUACCAUUCAGGGAGGUUCGCGCCCCUCAUCUUGUAACAAUAUAGUGUUUAAAUGUUACUAAUUGUAUGACUAAAACUGUCCAAAUUUUUUUUCAGCUUUUCCAAAAUAAAGAUUUUAUUUAAUUUUAUGUAUUUGAA